CCUUUCCUUUUCGGCCGAGGCCUCUCCGAGCGGUGUGCGCGUGAGGCGAUCGGGAAGGCCGCGCAGCCUCCCCCGAGUUUCCCAUGCAGGAGACCGAGGAGAGCUUAGCGGCGGCCGCGGCCUCCCCUUCCGACGCCCUUCCCGCCGACGCCGAGGGGUCCGGAGGCGGCGGAGGGAGUAGCACCAGCACCACCAGCAGCAGCAGCGACUCGGAGGCCGAACGGCCGCCGGCGGAGUCGCUUGAGGGGCGGGAGGCCCAGCCGGACGGCAAACCCGACGCCGACGAGGCUGAGGAAAAGAAGGAGGAGGAGGAGGAGGAGGAGUUGGGGAAAAGCAGCGGGGGCGAAGAAGAAGAAGAAGAAGCCGGAGAGCCGCUUCCUCCCCCUCAGGAACCGCCGCCGGCGGUGAACGAGGAGAAGCCGCCGUCGCCGUCGCCGCCCGCCCAAGAACAGUCGCCGGUAGCCGCCGCCGCCGCCUCCGAGGAGCCGAGGGAAGAAAAGGCCGAGGAAGAAGGAGAAGAGAAGGAAGAGAAAGAAGAGGAGGAAGGCGGAGGAGGAGAGGAAGGAUCCGAGGAGGAGGAGGAGGAGGAAGAGGAGGAGGAAGAAGAGAAGCCGCCGCGGGACUCCUCCGAGCAGGAGGAGGAGCAGCCCCAGCCUCCCACUCCCCCCGUCCUCCUCCUCCCGCCUCUGGGCCAAGACGAGGACGAGCCCUCCUUCAGCGACCCCGAGGACUUCGUGGACGACGUCGAAGAGGAAGAAUUACUGGGAGAUAUUCUACAAGAGCUCCCUCAGGAAGCAGAUGGAAUUGAUUCUGUGAUUGUGGUGGACAAUGUCCCCCAGGUUGGACCAGACCGCCUUGAGAAACUGAAGAAUGUUAUCCAUAAGAUUUUCUCAAAGUUUGGGAAGAUAACCAAUGAAUUUUACCCGGAAGCUGAUGGCCUGACUAAAGGGUAUAUCUUCUUGGAAUAUAUGUCUCCCACUCAUGCUCUGGAUGCUGUCAAAAACACAGAUGGUUACAAGCUGGACAAACAACACACUUUCAGGGUCAAUCUUUUCACUGACUUUGACAAAUACAUGACAAUCAGUGAUGAGUGGGAAAUUCCAGAGAAACAGCCAUUUAAAGAUCUCGGGAAUUUGCGCUAUUGGUUGGAGGACGCAGAUUGUAGAGAUCAGUAUAGUGUAAUUUUUGAAUCUGGAGAUCGAACCUCUAUAUACUGGAAUGAUGCAAAAGAUCCUGUUACAAUUGAGGAGAGAGCUCGAUGGACAGAGACCUACGUGCGCUGGUCUCCAAAGGGGACCUACCUGGCUACAUUCCAUCAGAGGGGCAUUGCUCUGUGGGGUGGCGAGAAAUUCAAACAGAUCCAGAGGUUCAGCCACCAGGGGGUGCAGCUCAUUGACUUCUCACCUUGCGAAAGGUACCUGGUAACGUUCAGCCCCCUGAUGGACACCCAAGAUGAUCCUCAAGCCAUCAUCAUUUGGGAUAUCCUGACUGGACAGAAGAAACGAGGGUUUCAUUGUGAAAGCUCUGCCCACUGGCCCAUAUUUAAAUGGAGUCACGAUGGCAAAUUCUUUGCCCGGAUGACAUCCGACACCCUUAGCAUCUACGAAACGCCUUCCAUGGGCCUCCUGGAUAAGAAAAGUUUGAAAAUCACAGGGAUCAAGGACUUCUCCUGGUCCCCCGGAGGAAACAUAAUCGCCUUCUGGGUCCCCGAAGACAAAGAUAUCCCAGCGAGGGUGACCCUGAUGCAGCUCCCCUCCCGGCAGGAGAUCCGGGUGCGCAACCUGUUCAACGUGGUAGACUGCAAACUCCAUUGGCAGAAGAACGGGGAUUACCUCUGUGUGAAAGUGGACCGGACCCCGAAGGGCACCCAGGGUGUAGUGACCAACUUUGAAAUCUUCCGCAUGAGAGAAAAGCAGGUUCCCGUCGACGUGGUGGAAAUGAAAGAGAGCAUCAUCGCCUUCGCUUGGGAGCCCAAUGGAAGCAAGUUUGCUGUGCUGCACGGGGAGUCGCCCCGGAUAUCCUGCUCCUUCUAUCAUGUGAAGAACAAUGGGAAGAUAGAGCUCAUUAAAAUCUUUGACAAGCAGCAGGCAAACACGAUAUUCUGGAGCCCUCAGGGACAGUUUGUGGUGCUGGCCGGUCUCAGAAGCAUGAAUGGUGCCUUAGCAUUUGUGGAUACCUCUGACUGCACCAUGAUGAACAUUGCUGAGCACUACACUGCCUCGGACGUGGAAUGGGACCCCACCGGCCGCUUUCUGGUGACAUCUGUGUCUUGGUGGAGUCACAAGGUGGACAACGCCUACUGGCUGUGGACUUUCCAGGGUCGCCUCCUCCAGAAAAAUAACAAGGACCGGUUCUGCCAGUUGCUAUGGAGACCCAGGCCGCCAACUCUGCUCACCCAGGAUCAGAUAAAGCAAAUCAAGAAAGAUCUCAAGAGGUACUCUAAGAUAUUUGAACAGAAGGAUCGCCUGAGCCAAUCGAAAGCCUCCAAGGAACUGGUUGACAAACGGCGAACAAUGAUGGAGGACUUCAAAAAAUACCGCAAGAUGGCCCAGGAGUUGUACAUGGAGCAGAGGAACGAGCGUUUGGAGCUCCGAGGAGGAGUGGACACAGACGAGCUGGACAGCAACGUGGAGGACUGGGAGGAAGAGACCGUUGAAUUUUUUAUCAAUGAAGAAAUCAUCACGGUUGUAGAGGCAGAGUAAUCCCAAAGCCAUGGCCACCACGGAUCGUCCUGAGAAGAGAGCUGUUCCUUUUCAGGAGGUCUCCUCAUCUUUGGAAGUUUUUUAAAAUCCGUAUUUUUUUUUCUCCUCUCUGGACGGUGACCGCACAGGAUCCACUCACUCUGACAUGCUGUAGUGCCUUUUGGUCCCCGACAUCAAUUGCUGGGCUCCCUCGAAAGGCACUGCUUUUAAUUUUGUAUUUCUUUACUGAAGGGGGGGAGGGGAGGGAUCAGUCCAAUUUUUAGCAAUCUACCACUGGAAUCCGCUGCUGCUGCUGCUGCUGCUGCUAAAAUGCUCCGCGGAGCACGAGGGGGGUGGUGUGUCUCCCCCCCCCCUCCAUCCAUCCAAAGGCGGCAGCCUUGAAACAGUUUCCAAGAUCUCUUUUGAGUGCGGGAAACUCCAGCGCUUCUGUUUUGCCCAGGACGGUUGCUGCGUCCCACACCGACCGGGGGGGGGGGGAGGGGGGGGGGGAGAGGGUUGGUGUGAACCCAGAGACGGGCCAGCCAGGAAGGCUCUUCUUUCCGGCGUGACUGGUUGCGUUGAAGCCGCACCGUCGUGGACUCUCGACUCCCCCCUAUUCCGAUUGUGACGGGAUCUCUCCACGCGUCGAACCUUGGAAAUAAAGCAAGCCAACAUGCA
Molecule: messenger RNA, 3359 nt
Organism: Notechis scutatus (mainland tiger snake)
Lineage: Eukaryota; Metazoa; Chordata; Lepidosauria; Squamata; Elapidae
Gene: EIF3B
Product: eukaryotic translation initiation factor 3 subunit B
Biological process (GO): translational initiation
Cellular component (GO): eukaryotic translation initiation factor 3 complex
Molecular function (GO): translation initiation factor binding; translation initiation factor activity; RNA binding
Source: RefSeq, a predicted model, not a curated record